Struthio camelus australis is the source of this 1259-nucleotide messenger RNA. The record is from RefSeq and is a predicted model, not a curated record. Lineage: Eukaryota; Metazoa; Chordata; Aves; Struthioniformes; Struthionidae.
CAGCAGGAUGUGCGACGCGGGCGAAGGCCUCUACACCUUCCAGACCCAGGAGGGCGAGCAGAUCUACCAGCGCGUGCACAGCGCCACGUUGGCCAUUGCCGAGCAGCACAAGAGGGUCCUGCUGGAGAUGGAGAAGAACGUCAGGCUGCUGAACAAGGGCACUGAGCACUACUCCUACCCCUGCACGCCCACCACCAUGCUGCCCCGCAGCGCCUACUGGCACCACAUCACCGGCUCGCCGAAAAUCGCCCCGGCCUCUUCUUCCACAGGGGAGGCGUAUUCGGGCGCCCAGGCCAGCUCGGACACCGACCUCCUCAACAAGUUCAUCUUACUGAAGCCAAAGCCCUCCAAAAGUGAUAAACCCGAAAGUAGGGAGUCCAAAUCGUCUCAGUGAGCCCGCGGAGCGGGAGGACCGCUGCUGGGGCCUGCUGCAGCGAGGUGCGGGGGAAGCCAAGGAGCAGAGACGGUUGCUUUUCCCGUGCUCCCCUACCCCCUUUUUUUCCUGAGGGUGUCAAGGAUCUGGGAACCCUGCCCUCUCCUUGGAGCUGCAGGGAGACAGAGAUGGAGGCAGGUAGAUGCAUCCUCCGUGCCAAGACCUUUGGGGACCAGGUGCUGACAAUGGGGCCUCUCACCCUGACGUUACAGAAGGUGAUAGCUAGCCCUGUGUUAAAUGAUUUUAAAUAUAUAUUGCACAUACAUAUUAUAUAGUAAGAGACUUUUCCUUCUCACACGAAUGCAAACUUCAUAGCCACCGAAGAGACCUUGGAAGAGGAGAUGCUCAAUGUUUUUUUUUUUAAAUCUUGGGGACACAGCUGCAAGGUGGAAAAGAGUGGGGCGGUGACAUCGUGGGACAGGGAAACGCAGCCGCAGUGUCGCCCUGCCACGAGGGGGAACACCCCUGGCUCCCCCUGCACAGCGCUCAGAUGGACCGGAUAAUUUUCUGCUGCGGGGGCACGUGCCGGGGUCACCACUGGUGGGAACAGGAAAGCGCUGCCCAGCAUGCAGGGAAGGAGACGUGGCUGGAGGAGCAGCGCUGUGCUGGCCUGACCUGCUCCUGCCCGGCCGAGCGUCUCGAUUCCUUGCCCUGCAUGAAGAACAGGACCUCCCCCUCCCCCAGCCUGCUCGAGCAGAGACUCGCAAGGUGCCGUUGAGCUAAUUUUGAAUUUCUCGAAGAUAUUUAAACACACAUCGUAGACUUGCGAUGUCUCAGGAGAAACUGGUUUUUUCCUUGCAAAUGGAGGACUUGUGCGUGCGUUGGG